Messenger RNA from Amborella trichopoda, 1904 nucleotides. Its product is annotated as Pseudouridine synthase family protein. The record is from RefSeq and is a predicted model, not a curated record. Lineage: Eukaryota; Viridiplantae; Streptophyta; Magnoliopsida; Amborellales; Amborellaceae. Gene Ontology annotation, molecular function: pseudouridine synthase activity; RNA binding. Gene Ontology annotation, biological process: tRNA pseudouridine synthesis.
GAUAUUUACAAAUUCGUCCUAGAUUAUACCAGCGCGCCCUAUUUGACUCGAAGUCCUCCCUCUGACUUUUCCGGCGAAACUUGGCUGGCAAAGUUCACGUUUCGCCGGAUUCUGGGGUUGGAGCCUGAAGCUAAAAAUUAAUGGAGAGUUACUGACUAUUUUCUGGCGUUUUUAGUAGUGCUUUACGGGCUGCCAUUAAUAUUUAUUGAGUGUGAUAUAUGCUGAGAAUUAGAAGAAGAGGAGUAUUUACAGUAAUUAAUGGAAUAAUGAGGGCCUCCUCUUCUAUGGAAACUGAUUCCAGUAACAAAAUUUACGUUCAUUAUGGGCACGAUGAUUACUGUAAAUUUAACAGGUGGACUUCCAGGGAGUCCUACCAGUUUAUGUAUGAUAGACCAUGGCAACAUAUUGUGGAUUUCUAUUCUUGUUUGGUAGACCGGCGUUUGUCAUUGUCUAGCAUGUUCGUUGUUGAGGGAAAUAUGUUUGAGGAUGUGAUUGAAGAAACUCAUGCAUGCAAGGAAAUUGAAUCAGCUGAGACUUACAAGGAUUCUAGGGGUGGGAGAUGGGCAAGAAGGACAUUUAAAAUAGUUGUUUCAUACCAUGGGAGUUCCUUUGAUGGGUGGCAAAAGCAACCAGGCCUGAGAACUGUUCAAGGGUCAGUUGAAAGCGUUCUUGGGAAAUUUGUGGAUGACAAAAAAGCUCAGCAGCUGAGAGACAAAUCUUUACCUGUUGAAGGUUGUGCAACAGUUGCUGGGCGAACUGACAAAGGGGUAUCAGCACUUCAACAAGUCUGUUCAUUCUAUACUUGGAGGACAGAUGUCAAAACUCAAGAAAUCGAGCACGCAAUCAACACAGUUGCCCCAGGACAGCUGAGAGCUGUCUACGUUUCUGAGGUCUCACGUGCAUUCCAUCCUAAUUUCUCAGCUAAAUGGAGGCAUUAUUUAUACAUUUUCCCUCUCAAGGUUGAAGAGGAAAGCCUGGGCCUUGAAAACAUAGGUGGUGGUUUUAUUCAGUGCAACAACCAUGAUGAAGAAAGGAAAGAAUGGGUUGAAAAUGGGCUAGAGAAUGGGUGCUCAAUAAUGGUAGAUGAGGACUAUCUUGAGAGAAGUAAACCAAUGAGAUUCAGUGUUAGCAAGGUUGAUAGAAUUCUGCGACAGUUGGAAGGGAGGUUAUUGUCCUAUAAAAUGUUUGCAAGGGAUACUAAAUCUUCAAGGAAUGAGGGUCCACCCACAGAGUGCUUCCUUUACCAUGCUCGAGCAGCUGAAACCAGACUACCUUGCCCAGAUGAGGUUGAUGGCAAUGGAUUAGGAGUCAUGUGCGUGGAACUGGUAGCAAAUAGGUUCUUGCGUAAGAUGGUUCGAGUUCUUGUAGCAACAUCAAUAAGAGAGGCAGCUGCUGGUGCGGGCGAUGAUGUGUUGCUUAGGCUCAUGGAUGCAACAUGUAGGCGAGCCACUGCACCUCCAGCUCCUCCGGAUGGCCUUUGCCUUGUGGAUGUUGGUUAUGAAGAUUUCAAGCCAGGAAACACAUUCAUUCGAUGAGCAGCAACCAGUUUACUUUUGUGUGUGUGUGUUUGUGUGUGUGUGUGUGUGUGUGUGUGUGUGAGAGAGAGAGAGAGAGAUUGCAUCUAGAAUGUCUAGAUUGAAUUGGUCUGGGAUUUUCUUGGUCCGUUCAUCAGAGAGUCCAAUAUUUGUGAGAAGUUUAGAUUUUAGACGGAGAGGGUAUAUCUAUUUUUAUAAGUUUGGCUUUUUAUUAAAUUAUUUCUACCUAGUUCAAUUUUUCAGGGGAGAAGCCUUUGUUCAAGUAUUUCCAUACUUCACAAACAAUGCAUGAUCCACUCCCUGUUAUGGGAGCCAUGCGAGGAAUAUUUUUUAUCUUGUUUAAGUUGAGAGAACAAUACUUGUCGGGAA